GUGGUGUAAAUACGACGUACUCGCUCUCUCUCUCCUCUCUCUCUCUCUCACACACACACAGGCACACAGGCCGGCAUUCUGGUUCUUUCUCUUUUCCCUGUUUGAAGAUCGCAAUUUGGAUCUUUUUUGUCAAGGCCAGCAAUGCAAUGUUUGAAUGCAGAUGAUUGAUCAUACAGACAUACAUCUUUUAGUACUUACUAACCAGCUGAAACCAUGACCAUUAGGAUUAUCAGAUUCUUUGUCACGUCAUUUACCAAUCCCGCUACUCUAAUUCCAAAUCCAAGUCUCCGCUAUUUUCGCACUAACCCAACAGUUGCAAAACAGAUAUCCCAAAUUCAAUAUCCUCUACACUUCCAAGAAAGUUCCCCCCAAAGAAAUCUCAUCGCGGUGUCUAGUCUUCUUAAAAGAUAUGGUUUUCCAGCUCUAGAACUUCCAAAUUUUCUCGAGAAGAAUCGUCGUUUACUAAAUCUAGACCCCACCAAAAUUGAAAAGUCUCUUAAGAUUCUAUUAUCCUUGAAACCAUCUCAAGAAUUCCUUGUGUCCGUGAUAAAUAGUUGCCCCAGGGUUCUAGAAUAUGAUGCUAUCAAGAAAUGGGAAGGAGGCAUCCGAGGAUUAGAAGAGGGGUCCAAUUUAUCCUCCUUAGCAAUUCGGAAUAUUCUGGUGGUCUCGGUGAAGUUUGAACUAGAUUAUAGUUGUGUUUUGGGGUCUCUGAAAUGCCUAAAGGAUUUAGGGGUUAGUGAUAUUACUCUAAAUAAGGUUUUGGAGACACAUCCCAUGGUAACUACGAUGUCUGCAGACAAGAUUCAUGACUGUUUUGAAUUCGUCGUUGAUGCCUUUAGGAUUGACAAGGUUGGAUUUGAUCGCCUUCUCUGCGUGUAUCCAGGUGUUUUGGCCUUUGGGAUUCAAAGUAAGUUUAAGCGAUUGCUUGAUGAAUUUAAAGUUCUGGGUUUUAACAUGGAGGUGGUUAAGAAACAUGUACUGAGAGAUCCUAGAAUUCUUGCGUUGGAACUUGGGGAGUUAUCGCGAUGUUUGGAGCUGCUUAAGAGUUUGAAAUGUAGGGAAUCUAUUAAGGAGGAUAUUUUUCAUGAGGGGGCUUUUAAGGCUGGUUACGAGGUGAAACUAAGGGUUGAUUGCUUACGCAAUCAUGGAUUAACCUUAAGGGAUGCUUAUUCUGUGUUAUGGAGAGAGCCGAGAGUGAUACUUUAUCGCGUAGAGGAUGUUGAGAAGAAGAUUCAGUUUUUAGUCCACGUGAUGAAAGUUGAUAUUCAGUAUCUUGUUGAAGUUCCAGAGUACCUGGGGGUGAAUUUCGAGAAACAUAUACUACCAAGAUUCAAGGUAAUUGACUAUUUAAGAGCAAUAGGAGGACUUGAUGAUGAUGUGGGAUUGAGGGAUUUGAUUAAACCUAGUAGAAUGAAAUUUUAUAAUCUAUAUUGCAAGCCUUAUCCAGAGUGUGAAGCAAUAUAUGGAAGAUUUGCAAAAAAUGCUGAAGUGAGAAGUCAACAUCCAGUGGGAAUGUGGAAGCUUUUCAAACCACAAAAUAAUCCAAAGUCCAAAGAAGAUAUUAUGAACAUUAAGUCGUAUAUGGAUUCAUUGGCUUGAGUUCUGGAUCCUUCCUCUAAAUUCUACCCGAAAAUGCAUCUAUGUAGCAUUCUCUUAAAAGAUCCUUUUCUGAGUCUUUGCCGCAGCUGAAAGAGGUAUCAAGAUGUGCAUGAUAUAAUGUCUGCUUGUUUUGGCUGGGUGAAUAUCAGUUGAACAUCAAGCUGGAAGUUGGGAAUGGUGCUAAGAUCAUAUUCUGGGACGAUAAUUGGCUGCAUUCAGAGAUACUUAAAGUUAACUUCCCCGUUCUUUAUAGCACCACAGUGAACAAGAAUUGCUUUGUCGCUAAUUGUUACAAUGAAACAGGGUGGCAGCUAUAGUUCAGCAGGAAUUUCAACGAUUGGGAAAUUUCAACGAUAGAAGACUAAAGCACCAACAGAAGUUGCUUGUGUUGGAUGGGUGGCUUCAAGAAAUGCAUACUUAACACAAGAUUUUCUUCAGAAGAAAGGCUUUGAAAAGUGCAGCUGGUGUUUCUUGUGUGAAAAGGCUGUAGAGCCAACCGAUCCAUUUAUUACUUCAUUGUGAAUUUUCUUGGCAGGUUUGAUCAGUAAUUUUAUGUUUGUUUGGGGUGCAAUGGUCAUGCCAAUGUACAGGGUCUGCUCUUAAGCUAUGUUGCUCGGACUCCCCAAAAGUUUUGCCGCACCGGUGUCGGAUCCUCCAAAAAUGCACUAAAUUUGGAGGAUUCGACACGCACCCAACAACAUAUUUGAAGAGUCUUGAGUAACAUAGCUCUUAAGUUGGCAAGCACAGUUGGCUGGGAAUAUGAAAAGAUUUGGAGAACAGCCCCUAUACGCAUUAUGUGGAACAUUUGGCUAGAGAGAAAUAGAAGAUAUUCUGAUGAGCAUAGGAUUCAUCUGUGGUGUUAUAAUAGAUACUAGGAUUUACUUAAUGUAAAUUCAUUGUUUUCUUCAUUGUGUUUAUUAUAUACAGUAUAUAGUUUAAAUUUUAGAAUUGAGACACAGUAGAAUGCUGUAUGUAUAAUGUUAACUUAAACAUAGUUGCAGCAGUCCUUAAAUA
Nicotiana tabacum (common tobacco) is the source of this 2613-nucleotide messenger RNA. Lineage: Eukaryota; Viridiplantae; Streptophyta; Magnoliopsida; Solanales; Solanaceae. The record is from RefSeq and is a predicted model, not a curated record.